This is a messenger RNA of Impatiens glandulifera, 1890 nucleotides long. RefSeq names its product E3 ubiquitin-protein ligase RNFT1-like. The coding region runs from base 321 to 1739 and encodes 472 amino acids. Gene Ontology annotation, molecular function: ubiquitin protein ligase activity. The record is from RefSeq and is a predicted model, not a curated record. Lineage: Eukaryota; Viridiplantae; Streptophyta; Magnoliopsida; Ericales; Balsaminaceae. The transcript is spliced from 9 exons. Gene Ontology annotation, biological process: positive regulation of ERAD pathway.
UUCUCUCCUCUCUCGCGCCUUUGGACCUUUCCUCUUGAGACAGAUAGAGAGAGAAAGAGAAUGAAAGCAGCAAAUCCGAGAAACAGGAAUCCAUAAUUGUCCAUCAUCGUAGCAAUUUCCUUCAUCCGAUUGCCUCCUUCACACUCUUCUUCACCUCUUCUCUUCUCUACAUUUCUCUUCUGUUCUUUACUUCUUCCUCUCAUAGCUGAUUAUUCAAGAUAAGGGUUUUGUUUUCUUUACUUGAUUCAUCCUUUUAUCCCAUCUCUUCAACGGAGUUUCGAUCCAGAAGGGCUAGGCCUAGGUCCAGGGCUUCUGCGUUAAUGGAAGCGUCUGUUGGUGGUAAUCCUGAUACAUAUAAUAGAGGUUCUUCUAGGAUAAUUAGUAAUUCAAGAAGAUAUGGAAUGAAUUUAUCUGCAUCAAAUUUCUUCCGUUCUCCAGUUACUUCAUUGUUGGAAUAUGCUGGUAUCUUAAGAACGCGGCCAAAUCAUCAGGAUUCUGAUAGUUUAUUAGGUAAUAGUAUAUCAGUUGGUUUCACAGAUCAUCAUCCUUCAAAUGAAUAUCCAUCUGCUUCAAGGAACAACAACAAUGGGGAAGUUUCUAUUAGGAUAAUUGGUGCUGGGGAACAAGAACGGGAUCAAGCUGGGUCAAUUUUAGAUUCCACAGAGAAUGAAGUGUUUGUUCAGUCCAUGAGCCGAACAGCAUCGACCUCAUCUGUAUCGUCGACAUUGGAAGCUCAGGGAGAUUUAAGGACUGAUAUUGGGGGUCGAGAGAGUCUCGAUCCUCAGUCACUAAAUGGAGGGGUUGAUGCAGAUUCUAUGGAUGGGUCUGGGGUUAAUAGUAGGGAUUCUUCUUCACAAAGAUAUGAUAUACAGCAAGCAGCUAGGAUGAUUGAACAAGUCCUUCCGUUCUCAUUGCUUCUGCUAAUAGUCUUCAUCCGGCAGCACCUGCAAGGGUUUUUUGUCACAAUUUGGGUUGCUGCUGUGCUGUUCAAAUCAAAUGGUAUUGUACAAAAGCAGACAGCUUUGAAGGGGGAGAGAAAGAUAAUAGUUCUCGUUGGAAUUUCUUUGGUGUUUGCUCUGCACAUCUUUGGGGUCUAUUGGUUGUAUCAGAAUGAUGAUCUUCUUUAUCCACUCGUCAUGAUUCCUCCUAAAUCUAUUCCACCGUUUUGGCAUGCUGUCUUCAUCAUUAUGGUGAAUGAUACUUUGGUUCGUCAGGCUACAAUGAUUAUUAAGUGCAUCCUGUUAAUGUAUUAUAAAAAUAGCAAAGGUCGUAAAUAUCGCAAGCAGGGUCAAAUGUUAACCUUGGUUGAGUACACAAUACUACUUUAUCGAGCAUUAUUGCCUGCACCAAUAUGGUAUCGUUUCUUCUUGGACAAGGAAUACGGAAGUCUCUUUUCGUCGUUGAUGACCGGGCUUUACCUAACUUUCAAGUUAACGUCAAUUGUUGAGAAGGUCCAAUGCUUCUUUACUGCGUUAAAGGCAUUGUCUCAUAAAGAGAUCCAUUAUGGGUCGUACGCAACAAUGGAACAGGUAAAUGCUGUAGGAGAUUUGUGCACUAUCUGCCAGGAGAAAAUGCAUGCCCCAAUUAUGCUGCGUUGUAAACAUAUAUUUUGCGAAGACUGUGUAUCAGAAUGGUUUGAGAGGGAAAGAACAUGCCCCCUGUGUAGGGCUCUAGUGAAAGCAGCGGAUCUGAGGUCAUUUGGGGACGGAUCAACAACUCUGUCUUUCCAGUUUUUCUAAGACGGGGACAUUAGUACUAUAUUUUCAAACCAAAUUGAACUGAAGUGUUGUUUCUAUUGUUGUUGGUAGGUUUGUAUCGAGAAACUCAAUUGUAUGUAUUUUGGGCGUCUAUAAUUUAAAUUUAAGAAACAAAAUAGAGAGAAUUCAACUA